Diorhabda carinulata is the source of this 12127-nucleotide messenger RNA. RefSeq names its product ATP-dependent DNA helicase Q5. Bases 129 to 3188 code for a protein of 1019 amino acids. Gene Ontology annotation, molecular function: 3'-5' DNA helicase activity; four-way junction helicase activity; nucleic acid binding. Gene Ontology annotation, biological process: double-strand break repair via homologous recombination. Lineage: Eukaryota; Metazoa; Arthropoda; Insecta; Coleoptera; Chrysomelidae. The transcript has 13 exons. Gene Ontology annotation, cellular component: chromosome; cytoplasm. The record is from RefSeq and is a predicted model, not a curated record.
ACCAAUCUAGUAUCUGACUGACAUAAUCCAUAAAAAAGAAGAAAAAGUGGUGUUAUGUGCUAUUUGUUUACCAUAUUUUGCCUCUCAUAAUACUUUUUAAAUAAUUGGCUCUAAGUAAUUAAACCGAGAUGGACGAGGAAGAAAUUAUUGAUGGUUUGAAAAAGCAUUUCAAAUUCGAUAAAUUCAAGUCUAAUCUCCAAAAAAAAGCCGUGAUAGAAAUUUGCCAAAGAAAACGUGAUGUGUUUGUAUCGAUGCCUACUGGAUCUGGAAAAUCUUUAUGUUACCAAUUACCGGCAGUUUUAUAUAAUAAAAAAAUUACAAUUGUAUUUUCACCACUUUUAGCGCUUAUUAAAGAUCAAAUUGAUCAUCUUACUAAUUUAAAAAUAAGAGCAGCUACAAUUAACUCUAAAGUAUCGUCUUCCCAAAGGGCUGCUAUAAUAGCUGAUCUGAAAUCAACUUCUCCCAAUAUUAGGAUAUUAUAUGUCACACCCGAACAAGCAGCAACUGCUACAUUUAAAGCUUUAUAUGAAAACCUGCAUAGGUUUAAUAAAUUGGCCUAUCUAGUGGUGGAUGAAGCACAUUGUGUGAGUGAAUGGGGGCAUGAUUUUAGGCCCCAAUAUCAAAAAUUGGGAAAUUUGAGAGAAAACGUUGAUAUUCCUUGCAUUGCACUAACAGCAACUGCAAAUGCUGAGGUUAUAAAGGACAUCAUAUCAAGUCUGAAAUUAGGUAGCAAUUAUAAAACUUUCAGGACAUCUUGCUUUAGAGACAACUUGUUUUAUGAUGUAUUUUUUCCAAAUAUAUUAGAUGAUCCUUACAAACACUUGAAGAGUUUUAUUUUGGAAUGCCUCGAUUUAGAAAAAGAAAAAUGCUAUCCCAAGGAGGAAAAAUCCUGUGGAAUAAUUUAUUGUAGGACUAGGGAACAAACAGAGAUGUUGAUGGAAAAAUUAAAUAAAAUGGGGAUAAAAAGCUUGUGCUAUCAUGCGGGAUUGAAGACCGAUGAAAGAAAAGUUUUUCAGGAAAAGUGGCAAAAUGGAGAUGUACCUGUUAUUUGUGCUACUAUUAGCUUUGGUAUGGGUGUAGAUAAACCUUCAGUUAGAUUUGUAAUUCACUGGGGAACUCCAAAGGAACCAGCUUCAUUUUAUCAAGAAUCUGGUAGGGCUGGCCGGGAUGGUAAACUAUCCAGAUGUAGAGUUUAUUAUCAAAGAUCGGACAGUAAAGCUAUUGAAUUCCAUCUAGCUCAAGAUUUAGGAAAAGCUGGAGACAAAGAAAAUAAAAAGAAAAGAUUAGAACAAGCUAUACAUGGGUUUAAAAGAAUUCUUGAAUUUUGUGAAAAUCCCUCGGAUUGUCGACAUAAAUUAUUUACUGAUCAUUUUGGAGAACCACCUCCGGAAUGUAACAAUCGAUGUGAUUAUUGUGUGGACAAAAAGAAAGUGCAACAGAUGGUCGAAAAUUUUCUUACUAAAAGUAUACAAUAUGAUUCUAGACCAACGACAUAUUCUGAAACUGAUUAUGAUGAUUUAUACGGAGAGGGACGUUUGGGACUUUCUAGAGAACAACGAGAUUAUAAUAAUGACAGUAAUAGUAAUGAUGAUUAUUCUUUUGAGAGAGAACAACAGGCAAAGAAAGCAGCUAACGAUUUUAUUAAAAAACAAUUUGCAUUAAGAAAAAACAGUCAGGAAGUGUCUCAAGAAACGGUCGACAAACUAUUUUCGGCACAUUCUCGAGUGAAAGCUGCUUCGUCAACCACGAAUAAAGUUAAAGGCUUAACAUUAGUUACUAGAGAACAAUACGUUUCGAAAUUAUUAGACGUUCUGUAUGAAAAUUAUACCAAAUGUCAAGAAGAUCCUACUUUAGACAAAAAAGAUGUAGAAGAUUGUAGCAUCGAUAUUGAAUACGAAAGUUUUACCAGUAAUACUAAUAUGACAAUGUACAGGAACUCUUUGGCUAAAAAGAUUUCUAAUAUCAAAAAGCUCACAGAAGAUGGAAUUGUGUAUGAAAAACUCUUGACUUUUGAGCCGAAACCAUCCAAAUAUGAGACAUUAUCUGAUUUAUUUAGAAACAUCAAGAAAGAACAACAGUUAAAAAAAUUGGAAAGUAGAGAAGAAAACGUUUUACCUGAAUUUAAAACGGCGAGGCAAGUACACGAGAGUUAUAAAGAUAAAUUUAGUAAUCCCCAGACAAAAAUAAGUGGUUUCUUCAAAAAAGCUUCUGAACUUUUGGAAGGUAGUCAGGUUAGAAGUGAUCAAUCUAGUUCAAAAUCAUCAGAUAUGAGUGCCAAAAGGGACUUUAAAUCACUUUUCGGGGAUGAAUCGGAUGACGAACAAAAUGAUAAAAGGAGUACAGAUUCAGUAGAAAAACAAGAUGAUAAACAUGAGAAACAUCAAAAAGAAAAACACAGACACAGAAGCAGUAGUGAUAAGAAAGAACACCAACAUAAAAAAAGGAGCCACAGUAGUGAUAGAAAAGAUGACAGAAAAAGAAUGAAAGAGGAUGCCUCAAAUGAAAAUGGCAAGAAGAAGGAAUCGGAAUCGGGUCAUAGACACAAAUAUAAAUAUGAAGAAAAAAGCAAUGGCAGUGAUGACAUGAAGGACACAGAAACUUCUCUGCAAGUCUGGCAAGAAGAGAAAAAAGACUUGAAACCUGAAAGAUCAAAAACACCAGUGGAAGAUUGGGAGGAAGAAGAAAAUAAACAAAAGUUAGUUAGUAAGGGCAUAGAGACACAGAAGAAAGAGGAGAGUUAUCAACAAAAAAUAAAUAGUGUGCAAGGAAAAGUAGAAAAUUACAAUGAGGAAAAUCAAAAAGAAAAGUCGGACUUAAUAGAUAUCAAAAACAAAGACAAAACUGAAGAACUGAUUGAGCGUGAUGAAGAUUGCAACAACAGUCUCUCAAAAAAUGACAGGGUCAAUGAAGUAACUCAAAGAAAUAAAACAAAAGAAGUCAAUAAACCUCAUAAUAUAUCAGACAAGAGGAAGAAAAACAGAUUAAAGAAAGUGGAAGUCGGUGGUUUGGUAGUUAAGUUACUUACACCUGCCUACACGGAAAGGAGGUUUGAAUCAAGAGACAUUUUUAAGACUUUGGCUAGGAAUAUAUCGCAUGCCUUAGCAGAUAAAGAUGAACAUGAAAUUAAGGAAUAUGUUAAAAGAUUUUUAGAAAAAAAUGAAGAAAUAACUGCGAGAACAACUUUAUAACCACAAUGUUUCUGAAAUGUUUUCAAAAAUGUUUACUUAUAGUUAAAAUAAGUAAUAGGCGUAUAAUACAAAAUUUAAUGCUUUUUUCAAACCGUUAGUUUAAUUAUUGUGCUCAGAUUCAAAGUUUGAUCGAUUCAAACAGUUAUUUUACACUCUGAGAGUGUGGUAAAGUAAUGGUGAAAGGUAUACAUAUGCCACCGUUCAAAAGUUUUGAAACGCUAAGAUAAAUUAAGAAAUUAGAAAAUUUUUCAAAUAAAUUUUAUCUAUUUUGCUCGAUUUUACUUGGGCUUAGGUUAUGAACUUGAGAUAAUUAUAACAAAAUUCAAUACAUGGAGUGAUUGGUGCUUGAAAAAUCUUUGAAUUAUUUUUGGUCAACAAUAAAUUCAAAUCAAAAUAUAUAAAUAAUAUAUCAGUUAAGUUUUUGAAAAUUUUUUCACAUACAAAAGUUACUAUCCAAAUUUUAUUGACAUAAGUAGCAUUAACGACAUUCUUUUGGAAGAUUCUGCAAUGAAGAAUGCUGCAGAAGGUUGCUUCAAGAUGAGUCUUUCUUGUUUCCAUAAAUUUUAGAUGUCAUGUAGAAUUGAACUGAAUUCACUGAGUAAGCUCUUUUCCAAUAAAGUUCAUUAAGAUUUAAGCACAGAAUUUCGUUCAUUAUCAUUGUUUCCAUGCUGUUUUGAUAUCUUCGUUAGAAAACAACCUACCAUUGAGUUUUUCGACUAUUUCUGUUUGUUUUAUAGGGUUUGACAUAUACCAAGAUUUUUAGGGAAACCUAACUUAGGAAACACCAUGCUGCCAUUUAAACUCUAUUAAAUAUGGGUCCACUUCCUGCGCUUGUGAACCCCGAGCGCCCCUGACGCUCGACCCUUUUCGGACCUUCUGUGUACCUGCUUUUUAUUACUGUUGUAGUGAAAAACAAUUUCAAAUUAUUACAUCAGUGAAUAAGAAAUACUGAUUAAAAAACAAGGAAAUACGUUUUUGGGUGACGAAAACCUGAGCACUUUGAGAAUAUUACUAGGCAUAAUUUGAUUAUUUUAAUUUUCUGUUAAAUUUAUGAUGAUUUUUCGUGCAAUAAUGCUUUUAUCAUCAAUAACUACGCAAAAACAAUUGGACAUAAAUAAAUAAUUUCACAAGAAAUACAAUAUCAUGAAUAAACUAUUUUAAAAAAACCGCUAAUCAGUAACAAUUACAACUAUUUUUAACUUUGUUCAACAAUUUACAUUAUCACAAUUUCAGUACAAUAAUAUCAAAUGCUCAAAGUGUUGCCCUUGAGCAGUUAAAUAAUAACUUAACCUAUUGUAACUAUUCAUAACGUUUAUUUUGACAUUAACUCUUCUAAAUUUGCAAAAGAUUUCCCUGUGUACAAACUGUUUUAAUGACGGGAAAAGAAAAUAGUCACAAGGGGCAAGAACAGGAGAUCUAAAUGGCCAAACCAUCUCUUGAUUGCAUAGCCCAAUACAGCGAUUCAGGAACUCCCGAUUCAACAAGGCUGUUACCGCCACGGUGUUAUGAGCCGGGCAGCUGUCUUGUUGAAACAAAGCAGAAAUCUGAAAACAAUUUCAAACAGAUAUAUAAUGUGCUCUUAAAUUUUCUUCCAAGUGAAAAAUGUUACUUUUUUUUAUUUAAUUGACUUACUCCAAUGCGACUUUCUGUUUGUCGAUUAGAGUAGUUGAAAAUACUUUUCACCAAUCAAAUUUUCUUCGAUUCCUUUCCAAACGUUGAUUUUUUUUGGCAUUGUCGAUUCACAUCAAGUGUUUUUUUGGGGCUAUAUCGACCAGUAGUCUACGAUUGGGAUCUGGUAAAUGACAAAUGUCGAUUCGUAGCUGAAGCAGAUGUGCAGAUUAUCAUGAUCGUCGUUGAUCUUGUCCAUAGCAUCUUAGCAGAAGUCCAUUCGGCGAACAUUAUCAUCUCUGAUUUGUUGGUUUUUUAAAUCAGUAUUCAAUAUUUACUGUUGUAAUAAUUUAACAUAGAGUUUAAAUGGCAGCACGAUGUUUCCUAUGUUGGGUUUCCUCAAUAUUUUAAAUAUAUAUCCGUUUGGUUAUGAAAUAGUUAUUAUCGGCUCCAAUAUUUGCCUCUUUGGAGUGGUGAAUGUUUUUAUUGAUGAGAAGACACUGAUAAUUUCCCUACAUUUAUAGUAUGUUUUUACUAUUUUCCAUUAAAAAUAGAAGUAUCACAACUUUUUAAUCUCAUGUCUUCUUCAUGUCUAAAGUAUUUUUUCAAACCAUACAGUUGCCAAUUUUUGUAAAACAUAUUUGUAUUAAUUGUUGAACUUGAACGUUAAUGAGAUGCAGGUAGUAUUUUGGAUAACCGGUGGUGUAUUCAUAUAAUUGUUUUGCAUACGGGGUAGUGACGGUUUACAAGAUUAGAACGAUCUAGAAACGAUAAGUAGAAGAGAAGAAGAAAUCGAGAAUUACCGAAAUCCCGUAAUAUCAUGUAUAAGAAAAAUAAAGGCAAGUGAACGACAAUCAAAAAAGUGAAGAAUGUUAUAUUUCUAGACAAUUUUAUGGCAAAUUUUAGCAAGUUCACAGCAUAUAUAAUUUACAGAUUUUGAUAUAAUAAAAAUUUGAUUUUUGGUAGAAAAAAUUGUUGUAAAACUUUUUGUAAUAUUUUGUCACACAUAUGACAAUUUUCUCUUUUCUUCAAAGAAAAGAUGCGUUUCUAAACUUUUUUACGGUAUGGUUGUGGAUACAUUACAAUAAUUUUAUAUAUUAUUACAUUAUAUAUGCAAAAUUUAUGUACUGGGUAACCAAAUAAGCGAAGCAAGUGCUUAACUUAACAAAUAAACGUGGAAGCGAUCAUUUACGACCUUUUAGUAAAAAUUAUUGUUAUGAAAAUGGCCAAGAAAAAUUAUCAAAAAUUAUUUUCAAGUUUGUAAAAUUAACCUAAAUAGGGUAUAUACAAAUAAAUGAGGGGUUACAAUUCCAUUCAGCAACGAUGUAUAUCUUAUUUCCUUCAUUCGGAAGAAAUUUAAAAAAAUAAAACGGAUAAGACGAAUUUUGACUUGAAUGCUUGCAUAUGGCAAGUUAUAGAAUGAUAAAAUACAUUACAAUAUGAAGAUCUUAUCUUUUAUUGAAACUUGUGUUAAAAUAUAAACUCCAAUACCAAAACCAUUCUCACAUUUUUUAACUGUUUUCACUCAGGCCUCCGUCACAAAACUCGUUGUUUUCAGUAUCUUCAUUCUAAUCUUUCAACGUUAUUCUGCUCUUCCAGAAAACCUUUAAAAAAAUUUAAACGAAACAAAUUCUUUUAUAGGAAUCUUUUUUUUUCCAAAAAGACGUUCUCGAAAUAUUGUCUUGCUAUUAUUACUGAAGGGGGUAUUCUGGACUAGAAGCCUAAUCAGAGAUACUUUUGAUAAAACGAAACAAAUUCUUUUAUACAAAUUUUUUUUCAAAAAGACGUUCUCGAAAUAUUGUCUUACUAUUAUUACUUACUUGGGUAUUCUGGUAGAAGCGUAAAUUUUAGGCAUUUUUUAAACUAAUGUAAAAAAUGGAAAACACUUGUACUAUCUUUUUUUUUAUAUUUAUUGACUUUUAAAAACAUAAAAAAUUGUAAAAAACUCAGAACUUCAAUUAAUUACGGGCCGGUGAAGUGGGGGUUACAAAAAAUUGGUGCACCCUGGUUGACAUGAUUCCAACCCUUGUAGUGAUCUGGAACGAAAAAUAUUUGAAAAAUUAGACUUAUCCAAAAAAAUCAUAAAAUGGCGUCGAAUCGGUCGGGUAGAACCUGAGAUAUCAUAUCAACCACUUGCAAGAAAAAUGCGUUUAAAGUUAAAGAAACAUAUGCAGUAGAAUAACUCGUUCCGUUCGGCCGACUAGACUAGACGCUACAUCACAAAAUCUACUGUAUCUCCGGAAAUAAUGCGAAUUUUGAAAAAUCCGUUUAAGGUCAUAUUCAUAAAAGUCUUGCUUUGAAUUUAUACAAAAAAAUCGAUUUUUGCCAAAUUUGAAAAUACAAAAAGAUGGCCGCUUUCUCGUUUAUUUGACGCCCUGCACAUAAAUUUUGCGUGCGAUUUGACAAAUGCCGUAUAUAUUUCAAAAUGAUGUAAUGAAUUAACUAUACAUAAUUAGCCAAUAGUAUUUAUUUAUGAAAAUCGAUAUUUGUUUUCCUCAUUUUCCUAAUACUUUUUUAUUAUUCAUUUUUUGAAAAUUUUUUUUUGGUUUUAUUUUAGAAUGUUCUUUAUACAGUGAUUCCUUCUUUUAAAUUCAUCAAUUUUAUUUUUAUUUACAUGAUAUACAUCAGGGUUAGUCAAGAACAUUACAAUAUAUUUUUAUUUAGAUCACAUCCGCAUACCAAUAUAAUCAGGAUAAGUAAUUUCAGUUAUUUUACAGGGUAUGGAUGUUUGGGAAAGUUCGAUGUUACCUUCUCUAUUUUAUUUAUUUUUACUGUUCAAAUUUCCAGGUAUUAAUGUAUCAGAGGGUAAUAACAAUAUUUCGGAUAAUAAUGAAUUGAGUUUUCUCUAAAAUUGUAAUACAAUUAUAUACAGGUAUGAGAAUUUUUUUUUGUACUUUGUAAUGGUGUUUGCAGCUUCUCUGUUUUUCUUAAUACUAAGUUUAGUGAGUCUCUGACUUACGGAUUACGGUGUUACAACAUCAAAUAUUUAAUACAAAAUUACGAAUAAUUGUACAUUUAUUUACAAUAAUUAUUCAAAUUCAAAACCUUUCGGUUACCCGUCAGUAUCCUAAUCUGUACAUUGGCUAUUAUCCAAUCUUCUAGUUCUUAAAGAGUUUGAGGUAAAUCCUUAUAAACUAUAGACUUCAAAUAGCACUUGAAAAAAACAUAUAGAGGAGAUAAAUCCGGUGAGAGUUUGCAGAUAAUGUCUAACCCUAGCAAAAUUACAAGGUGAUGCUGAAACCAAAUUUGGUAUCAAUCUAUCACAGUUUAAUGCGAUUUUCAGAAAAAAUUGUCCAAUUCCACACCAAAUGUUCAGCUUCUGUGGAUAUUAUGUAUGACCUUUCACCCAACACGGAUUAUUAGAUUUUAGAUUAUUGUGGUAAGACGUUUUGGCUUUACAGCAACUUUGCACGUAUACCUAGAAGAUAUUUUGUACAAGACUCUAUAUCAUAUUGUUCUGCUUCCAAAAUACAUAGACUUCUCCCUAAGGAGGCUAUUUUUUUGGUAUUUUGUUUCCCACAUCCCUAGGUUAUAGUACUACUACUAGAUGCUCUGGUGAUAAUUUACUGAUUCAAGCAAAAUUCGAACAACCUAAAAAUGAGCAAUUCGAAGAGAUGGCAAUUUAUUUCUGUUGUGUAAUAAAACAUCUUAUAAGCUUUUUGUAGAGCUGUUAAUGAAUAAACGCUAAGACCACAAAGUAUGCCAAUUUCUUCGAACAUACCUUUUAUGUUGUUACAAAAACAAAGUCCAUAUUCUUUUGUAAAAAAAGUUGUGAACGUUUUAGGCCUAGUUCACUGAUCUGCGAUAUCAACAUGAGCAAGUAAAUACCACUGUUUUAAACAAGAGGCCAAAAGCUCUGCUUUAUUUUUCUGCAAAUUCAUAUUUCUUAUCUAGUCGUUAGAAUCUUCUGUAGUUAUAAGAUGGUGUUUUUGUGGUUCUGGUGUAGGUAAAAAUUCUUUAUCAGAAUGGUCGGGUCAGGUCAUGUGCAAUUGGAACAGAACAAGAUUCAAGAUCGGGAUGUUCAAUAGACAUGUACAAAACAUCUGAUCAUUGUUUAUCACUCGAGCGCCAUCUGAAGGUGCGGCGUAAAUGUAAAAAACCUACUCUGAUAUCGUAGUAUUUUUAAAUGUAUUAUAACUAAUUGAAAUUUAUAAAAAAAAUUUGAAAACUUAUAUCGAACUGUAACGGUGUGGUUGGUAGUUGAAGUGCUUGAUUUCCAACUCGGAAAUUAGAGGUUCAAAUUCUCUGUAGAACGAAAUUUUCCAUUUGCUCUUUAUCCAAAGGUGACUUACAAAAAAACCCACAACAAGUGAAGCUAAUAUAAGCGUCUUAAAAUAGACAACCAAAGAUACAUAAUACAGGUCCAACACCAUCACGGAGCCGUCACAGGUCACUUUCCCCAACUAACAAAUGGAUUCGAUAACCGUAAUCCGUAAGUCUUAUCAUAUAAUAUUCACAGAAGCUAAACGUUUCGUGGGGAAUAGUUAGAGGAAUGGAAAACACAUUAAACGGUGAUAUUAACAAAGUUCACGAGAUUUCAUUCGUUUCGUUUCCCUAUCGUCCCUACUGUCUCAGCACUAUGGUGCUCCACCUCGUAAUGUUGCUAGGGUUAGACAAUACCCUAAAAUUAUAUUUCCUACGGGUGAGUCUAAGUGGUUUUAUUGACUGGCCAGCAAGGUCACCACUGUAUUUUUUUCUAUGGGAAUAUUUGAGGUCUAUAGUUUAUAAGAAUUUAUCUCAAACUUUUUAACGUAUGAAAUGAUUCAAAGUUUUCUAAGGUCAUUUGUUGAGAGAUUGGGAUACUGUUAGACAGCCAAAGGUUUUGAAUUUUAACAAUUAUUGUAAUUAAAUAUGGAAUUUGUGUUAAUUUUGUAUUGUAAUGUUUUUCUCAUUUAUUUACACUCUUUCUAUUCGUGGGGUAAAAUUAUAAACACUGUCCCUCACUCAUUUAAUUUAUUUAAACACUUUACACUACACUUAUAUUAUAAUCAACUCAUCACUAAUACAUAACUAACUUAUAUAAUUUAUUCAAAUUCUUCUGUUACUUCUCUAUUUUGUUUCCUUCACUAUGACCAUUUAUUAUAAACUAACUGCGCUAAAUAAACUCGUUUAUAUAUCCAAAACGAACUUCUCAAAACUUCUAGAAAAUAAAGAAACAAAACAAAUAAAUAAAUAGACCGAAAAGGGCUGGCUUCAUGUCGGGAACGAGUACAGUAUUAAAUAAAUAUUUUACCUAAGUUACAAGAAAAACAAUUAGAGCCUUUUAUAACUUUAACGAGAUCAUGGUGCUCCAACUCAUAAUACUAAUAGGGUUAAACUUUAGACAAUACCUAAAAAUUGUAUUUCUGAUGGGUUGGCCGAAAAACUUAUAUUAAGUGGACCGGAUUUAUCUACUGUAUUUUUUGUUUGGGACUAUUUGAGGUCUAUAGUUUAUAAGAAUUUACCUUGAAAUCUUCAAGAACUAAAAGGUCGAAAGGUAGCCGAAGGUUUUCAAUUUGAAAAAUCAUUGUAAAUAAAUGUUCAAAUAUUGUUAAUUUUACAUCAAAUAAAUAUUUUUUGAUGUUGUUAAACCGCAAUCCGCAAGUCAGAGACACACUAAAUUCAGCAAUAUCACAUUUAAUCAAACAAAAAUUCUAAAUACGAUGCAUUUAAAAUAUUACCCGAUAAUGUCGUUUUUCAAAAAAUUUGACAAACAGAUAAUCUGCAAACAGCGUAUACAAAAUAUACAAAAAAUUCGGUGAUUCACUCGUUUUAUCCUGUAUAUACUGAACACACUUUUUACAGUAUCAUUAAACUAACAUUCACAAUUACACUGUAUGACGCGCAUUUCGAUAACCAAGUUAUCGACUUCAGAGACUGAAGGUAAACUAAAACCUAAUAACUUACUGUUUUACACUGAAUUUUCCCACCAAUACAACUUUUCCCGCUAAAGUUGAUUCCAGCGGAAAAACCUCAACAUUAUUAGAUUUCAGUAAGUUUUCAAUGUCUGCGGGAUCGGCACGCUGGGAAAUAAUGAACUUAAAUCAAAGGAGAUUGAAAUUUCCCCAUCUUACAUUUCUGUAGUUUUUAUUUUAUUGAUAAUUCUAACGAAUUCUUUACUGGAAAACUAUCAGGUUUGAUGGGUAGGUUUUCAAAGGUGUACAAAUUGUUGAAACAAUAGUUUUUAUUUCUUUCCCAGUUUUCCCCGAUGGAAUUAAUUUUCGCGGGGGAAGUUGUGUGAUAAUUCAGUAUAAAACAGGUAAGUCGUGUUAAUGGGUUAUAGUUUACCUUCAGUCUCUGAUAACUUGGUUAUUGAAAUGCGCGUCAGACAGUGUCAUUUAAAUAUUGGUGUAGUGGUCGUGUUGACUAUGAAUAUUACCAACGGUUCCAGAAAUUCCAAUUUAGUUAUCCUGUAUACUCUAUGUCAAAAUUGUAAUUAUCGGUAUCUGGUAUAGUAAAAUUUUUGUUUAUUUGAUGACUUUUCUAAUUUAUGCCAUGUAGCUAGUUCAAUUCUCUUCAUUCACGUUUUUUCUUUGUAUGAUUUCUCCAAUUAAGUAGCUUAUAGAUGAAUUCCUAAGUAUUUCUAUUGAGAAAUAUAUAUAGGCUUAUAUGCAGACCAUUUAGGUCCAUAACCUUGUAAUUUCUCUACACUUUUUUCGAUCCCUUGCUUUUUCUCUCCAGCUCUGAUUGUUUCUCUAUGUAAGAUCUUCUUCCACCACUUCCCUUCACCGUUUAUUUGGUCUACCUCUUUUCUUCUUGUCCUCUGGUAUCUUCCAUGCAACUCAUUUCAAGAGACUGUCUUCGUCCAUUCGUUCUUAGUGAACUAGCCAUUGUAAUCUUUUUGUCUUUAAAAAUGCACUGAUUGGUGCCUCAUUGAAAAGUAUAUAAAUUUCAUGAUUUGAUUUUUUCUUUGAUCUUGAGAAAUAUUGAUGUUGAAUUUAAUAGGGAAACAUGUUUUCAAGUAGAUUGAAACUGGUAGGUUGGAACUGUAGAUUGAAUUUAGUGAGAUCCUCCACUGCACUGGUUAGAGAUAUAUCUUAACUGUGAGGUUUGGUAUUUUCAUUUUAUUGUAAAAGGGAGGUAGAAUCACAUAUGUUAUCCUUAAGGCCUGAUUUAUAUUAGGAAAAUAGUCGAGGAAUAUUUUUUUCUGUAAAUAUUACAUGUGUCUUAAAGCAAUCUUGAAGUUGUUUUAUAGUCUAUUAUUUUUUCUCGGAUUGUUUUAUCAAAUUUCACGAACAUUCUUUACUUUUGAUGUUUACCCAAACAACAAAAUGCUGUUCAUUUUUUUAUUCUAAUAAAUUCUAUCGGUUUAAUGUACAUAAUUUAUUUGUAAUAAAAUUGUUGAACAAAAA